CUGUCCGCACCCAUCGAGACCAGUCGACCCAACGUCAAGACCAUUGAGUUGGUCGAUACGGCACCGGCGGGCGGAUCGCCCGCAUCGUUGACGGGUUGGGGCCUUACGAUCGGCGGUAACACCGGCUCAUCGCCCACUGCUCUACAGUACGUGGACUUUAAGAUUGUAUCGCAAACCGAUUGCAAUCAACGAUACAAAGACUUAUACGGCGACCAGAUUGUUGUGACAGCUCGACAGAUUUGCACCGAGCACGAAUCGGCCAGUGGUUGCAAUGGUGAUUCUGGUGGACCAUUGGUUGCAGGUGGCAAAUUGGCCGGUAUUGUGUCCUGGGGCAUAAGAAACUGUCCGUCAGACACCACAAAGACUCCCGCAGCCUAUGCCGAUGUGGCCAACCAAGUUGCUUGGCUCAGAGGCAAUAUUGUU
Molecule: messenger RNA, 423 nt
Organism: Medioppia subpectinata
Lineage: Eukaryota; Metazoa; Arthropoda; Arachnida; Sarcoptiformes; Oppiidae
Source: the annotation of a GenBank genome assembly